AUGGCUCGCAAAUAUUCUCCCUUGGCGGGCUCCAUUAUUGUGGUGAUAUUCCUCUGCAUUGCUCCUUGCGCUUAUUCUAACACACCAUCCGUAGCAGAGAUUUGCUCGAAACACAACAACCCAGUAUUUUGCGAGGAAAUUCUGAAACAGAAGCAAGGGUCGGAUCUUUCAUCCCUAGCCGCGUACGUGAUCGAGCAGAUUCAAAUCCGCGUCGGCAGCACCAAGACGGCUCUGGACUCGAUGGUCCAUCAGACCCAGGAGCCUCGCCUGGUUCAGCAUUACACGUCCUGCGCGCAGCAUUACGACGACGCUUUGGAGGGCAUCAAGAAGACUAAACAACAGCUGGACAAUAAAGACUACUUUGGCAUGGACGUCGCCGCUUCCGCCGUGAUGACCGACAUCGAUGACUGUGCGUCGUCGGAAGCACCAGGAUACGAUCCCUCCGUUUUUCUCGUGAAGACCAACCAGGAUUUGGAGAAUCUCUGCGUCAUCGUCAUGAUUAUAGCUAAUCGUCUGUCAGGGAAUUAG
Molecule: messenger RNA, 528 nt
Organism: Neltuma alba
Lineage: Eukaryota; Viridiplantae; Streptophyta; Magnoliopsida; Fabales; Fabaceae
Product: pectinesterase inhibitor-like
Exons: 1
Coding region: 1-528 (175 amino acids)
Biological process (GO): negative regulation of catalytic activity
Molecular function (GO): pectinesterase inhibitor activity
Source: RefSeq, a predicted model, not a curated record